Zychaea mexicana is the source of this 1290-nucleotide messenger RNA. Its product is annotated as squalene epoxidase-domain-containing protein. Gene Ontology annotation, biological process: ergosterol biosynthetic process. NCBI's taxonomy places the organism in Eukaryota, Fungi, Mucoromycota, Mucoromycetes, Mucorales, Lichtheimiaceae. Gene Ontology annotation, cellular component: membrane; endoplasmic reticulum. Bases 1 to 1290 code for a protein of 429 amino acids. Gene Ontology annotation, molecular function: flavin adenine dinucleotide binding; squalene monooxygenase activity. The record is from RefSeq and is a predicted model, not a curated record. The transcript is spliced from 8 exons.
AUGCCCGCGGCAAUACAUUCUAUCGAAGAGUACGAUAUAAUCAUCGUUGGAGCAGGUGUCGUUGGCACUGCUGCUGCAAAGGCAUUCGGUAGUAGUGGACGCCGUGUAUUGCUUCUUGAACGCGAUUUAUCUGAACCCGAUCGCAUUGUGGGUGAACUCUUACAACCUGGUGGCGUCAAUUCCCUUAUCGAACUCGGAUUAGAAGACUGUAUUGAGGAUAUUGAUGGCAUUCCGUGCUAUGGCUAUGGUGUAUUCCGCAAUGAGGAGGUAGUGCAUAUUCCAUAUCCGACGGAUGAAGGAACGGGCAAGCAGGCUAUGGGCAAGUCGUUCCAUCACGGCAAAUUCAUUCAGAAACUACGAGCAGCAGCAACCAACACGAAAAAUCAUUUCGCACCGCUCACCAUUGUAUGCGAUGGCUUGUUCUCAAGGUUCCGCAAAGAAUUUACAGAGAAAACACCUGACGUCCGGUCUCAUUUUGUUGGUUUCGAAAUUAAGGAUCUGACACUGCCUAUGCCAAACCAUGGUCAUGUCAUUUUGGCCAAACCUGCACCAGUGCUUAUGUAUCAGAUCGGCACUCACGAGACCCGUGUGCUUGUGGAUGUACCGGGACAACUUCCUUCCGUAUCCACUGGAGAGCUCAAAAAGUAUAUGCAAGAAGUGGUUGCACCGGGAAUCCCAGAAAGUCUUCGGGAGAAAUUCAUCGGAGCCUUGGAGACAGAACGAUUACGAUCCAUGCCAAACAGUUUCUUACCACCGUCAUCAAAUCAAAGCUGUGGCCUUAUUGUCUUGGGCGAUGCAAUGAACAUGCGCCAUCCUUUAACUGGAGGUGGCAUGACCGUUGCACUCAACGACGUAGUGCUCCUAAAAGAUUACCUUUCACCCGAAAGUAUACCCUCACUCACAGAAGCGGAUGUGGUCGUCCAACAAAUGGAUGCGUUCCACUGGGCACGGAAACGGUAUUGCACAGCCAUCAAUGUGUUGGCCAUGGCCUUGUACCGUCUUUUUGCAGCAGAAGAUGAGAACCUUGCUGUAUUGCAGCGUGGUUGUUUUGAAUACUUCAAGUUGGGCGGCGCCUGUGUGGAUGGACCGGUGGGUUUAUUAUCUGGAUUGAUCCAACGACCUUUUGUGCUUGUCUACCACUUCUUUGCCGUCGCCUUCUACGCCAUCUUUUGCGAGUUCAAACGUGGCGGCUGGAGUCAAGCCCCGCUUAAUAUCUUGCGCAUCUUUACUGUACUGUAUGCUGCCUGCGUGACAAUCAUGCCGUACCUUUGGUCCGAAACUAAAAGCUAA